This is a messenger RNA of Saimiri boliviensis boliviensis (Bolivian squirrel monkey), 2546 nucleotides long. Lineage: Eukaryota; Metazoa; Chordata; Mammalia; Primates; Cebidae. The record is from RefSeq and is a predicted model, not a curated record.
GGGGACACCAUCCCCGGGCCUCCAAUCACUGGCCCUGCCCUGGGCUCUGGUGGUGGGGGAGGUGGCUCCGUUCUCAGUAGCUCCUAGUUUUGGGAGCCAAGGAAGUCCAGGAGGCCUUUGGAGAACUGGGCUUAAGGCUGUGGGGAGGUCCAGCCCUCCUGUGCUGGCGGCCUCCCAGCUCUCCAUCUGGCAGUCGCGACCCCACCCCGGCGCCUCUGCUCACUGGCACAGGGGGAUCUGGGGUGCGAGAUCUCGUUCCGCUUCACCCUGUCUUGUAUUUAUGGGGUCAAGCCCUCCUCUUUGAAGCCCACGGGUCCUCUCCCAGCACCGGGCUGCACCCAGUGCAGAAACUUUGCCUCCUGUCCGGAGGAACCCUUCUGGCUGAUCCAGCAGUGCCCGAUGUGGAACCCACACCGGACCAAGCCUUCGCCUCCCAGAGGCCCUCCUGGCCCAGCCUCUGAGAGCCACACCUCUGAGCCCUGUCCCCUGGCCUGUAGGCCAGGGGACAGGCUGCCCAGGGCUCCGGGAGGCCGGGGCUGUAGAUGAGGGUCUCAAAGGUGGUGGUAACACUCCACCGCACCCCAAGCUCCUGGACAUUUCUUUAGAGCUUUAAAAUGGCACCUAGAGACCAUAAGGUGCUGGUGAUCAGAUUGGCUGCUGCCUGGGCCCAACCACUUCUUACUCUCAAAACAAGGUGUGGCAGGCUGAGGGUGCGGCCCAGGAGGGAGGCAGGUGGCCUGGGAGACUCCGGGACCCUCAGGGGGCCUGUGUCUCGGCACUGCAGCUCCAUGCCCUGCUCCUUUCCUCCAGAACAUUCCCCUCUGGGGCCAGAGAAUUGUGUUGGCACCAGGACUGCAUCCUUGCGUGUGUACGAUCGAGCCUGGGUGUCCUGUUCUCAUGAGCAAGCGGUUUUAACCAACAGCAUCAUUUGGACUGGCUGACAGGGCUGGGGGAAGGUCCGUUCCUGAGGCUGGGGUGCAGUGCCUUGGAAAGCACCCCCAAAGAGUAGACCUUGUGGUUUGUGUACCCUGCAACCAUUCUUUGACUUAGAGCAAGAAUUUCCGCUGCCGCUACCCCCGAGAUGGGCUUCACCAGAUGUUAAUAACGUGCUUAUUUUUGCUAAGUGCUAUUUUGGCACCGGUGUUAGUUGCAAUUUACAUUCUGCAGCAUUCGAUGCUGGGAAAAGAACCCACCCUAAUGGUUCAUUGGCAGAGCUGGGCUGUUAAGCGACGGACCAUAUGCUGCCUGCUGGAGGAGCAUGGUCAGCACUUGUCCCUGUGCCUGCAUGUGUGUGCCUGCGUGCAUGUGUACUUGCGUGCACGUGUGCCUGCGUGCGUGUACCUGUUUGCGUGUGCCUGUUUGUGUGCCUGCAUGUGUGUGCCUGGGUGCACGUGUACUUGCGUGCACGUGUGCCUGCGGGUGCAUGUGCCUGCAUGCUCGUGUACUUGCAUGCACGUGUGCCUGUGUGUGUACCUGUUUGUGUGUGCCUGUGUUUGUGCCUGCGUGCGUGUGCCUGUGUGGGUGUGGGUGGGUAGGAGAGACUGGGGGUUGGAGGGAGGGUGGAGGGAGAGGGUAUUUAUCCCUUUGUUCUUAAAAAGGGAGAGCCCCGACCUCUCUGGCUGCUCCCUCCUGCCUGUGCCCCAAGCUCACCCCAGACCUAGCUGCUGUUUCUUCUCCUGACUCCCUCCCAGCCCUGUGGCCCUGUGGCCUGUGACCCGGCAGCCCUGUGGCCUGCCGCCUCCACCCUGCUGCCUGUUCCACAUCACCAAGACACAUAGGCCACCACAGGGCUUCCAAAGAUGGCCCGGGGAAGGCACUUGAGCCUGAGGACCCAGAGGAAAGGUGCCUUUCUGGGCCUUGGGUUCUCCUCUCUGCUGUGAGAGGCUUUUCUCAUUUUCAAGGGCCCAUCCAGCCCAGGGGAACUGGGCGAGGGCCUCCUCCUUCUGCAGCAGAGGGGCCAGGCUCUGUCCCUGCCAUCAGAUGUCCCCAGAAGACACGAGCCUGAGAGACUCUUUCUCCAAGAAGGCCUCCCGGGACCUGUGUGUUCACAGGACAGGAGGACACUCACUGCUUCGACCCAGGACUGCGGCCAGGAGGGGCUGGGCUCCUCUGGUGCUGAAAAACAAGCGAGGGGUGCCCGCCACCUGGGCAGCGCCUUCCCUCAGCUACUCCCUGUGCCCGGACCCAGAGCCGCUGGACUUUUUGCCGAGGGGACUGGGGCUGGGCUCAGGCUUGGGCCCGGGGUCUCAGAGGGGUCAGGCAUAGAGCAGUAGGGCUGCGACAGUGGAGGGCCGGGCCCCACUGGCUGAUGAGGUUCCAGAACAGUGCCGCGGCCUCGGGGGUGCUGCAGUGCUCCUGCCAGGAUGGACGGUGCCAGAGGCUUUGGUAGCGGGGGAGCCGCCUCCAUUCCCCAGCAGGCAGUGCCGGGGCAUCCUCCCACCUCCUCUUGCCCUGUUAUCUGCUCCUUUUAGGAUCUGAAAAUUACAGAGCUCUUUUUUGGAAGGGAGUCUUGCUCUGUCACUGAGGCUGGAAUGCAAUGGCAAAAU